Molecule: messenger RNA, 3048 nt
Organism: Chanos chanos (milkfish)
Lineage: Eukaryota; Metazoa; Chordata; Actinopteri; Gonorynchiformes; Chanidae
Product: von Willebrand factor A domain-containing protein 7-like
Exons: 18
Coding region: 1-3048 (1015 amino acids)
Source: RefSeq, a predicted model, not a curated record
AUGCAGCUCUGGAUUGGUUUGGCAGAGGUUUCUCAGGGCAUCUGGACCUGGGUAGAUGGAACUCCUCUGAAUGAAAGGGGCACUUUGGCCUUCAGUGUGCUCUUCACCUCCUCACAGAAACACCAAGACAUUACAACAAUUGCAAUUUUACAAAAAACAGCUGAGGUGUGCAAGGAGCAGGGUCGACGUGCAGGAAGAGAUUUUGUGAUGCCUUUUCCUCUGACUGUUGACUCAGUGCCAGAAGCUUGCGCAGCUUCUGAAUCGAAGAAAAGUUUCCGGACAGUUGUCAAAAAUAUCAAGGAUUCAAAUGCCUUGGUUGAUUUCUGGCAUGUUUUUGAUGAGGAGUACCAUUUUGAUAGCGAGGCGUUUUUGAAAGGGAGGGACCUCAUCACAAGGGGCGUGGCCACCAUCAAGGCAAACCUACGGCGAAAGAAUUAUGAGCCAGCAAGAGACAAGCUGGGUGAAAUUUUGCACACUUUACAGGAUUUCUACAGUCACAGUAACUGGAUAGAACUAGGCAAUAAGUUCCCGUACUCCAACCUUAUCAGACCAGACCUCCCUAUGGACAACAUCGCAGAUAGGAACACCCCAACAUGCAGGAGCUGCAGUGGAGGCAACUGUGAUAACAACAUCCUGGAAAGCAUCAUCAGGGAGAAGAAACUGACCUCUGGAUAUUUUGAAGUGUCCAGCCCUGAAAAGCCAAACGGAAAGUGCAGUCAUGGAGGAUUCUAUGACAAAACAAGCGAAACUGAGCCCACUGGGGGCAUAAAUAAGGACACGUUUGACUCUGACCAUGGGAAACUGCACCUACAAGCUGCUGACGUGGCCACUGCUGCCACUGCAGAGCUGCUGGAGGACAUCAGAGGGGCAGUCGGGGACUCUGAAUUCCUCAGAUUUAUGGGGAUAACUCAGUCCUCCUCUGUUCUCUGUUUCGUCAUUGACACCACAGGCAGCAUGGGCAAUGAUAUUGAUGAGGUGAAACGUGUCACUUCAUUCAUAAUUGACAGCAAAAGAGGCACUACUGAUGAGCCAUCUGCCUACAUCUUUGUUCCAUUUAAUGACCCAAGUUUUGGGCCACUGAUGAAGACAACUGAUCCGGAUGAGUUUAAAGCACAAAUCAAUGCUCUUUCUGUAUUUGGAGGUGGAGAUGAACCAGAAAUGUGUCUCUCAGGACUUCAGCUGGCACUCACAGGUGCACCCCUUGAAUCUGAGAUUUUUGUUUUCACUGAUGCCAGUGCAAAAGACACAGAACUGAGAAGCACUGUUCUGGCACUGAUUGAGAGCACCAAGUCAAGAGUCAACUUCUUCCUAACUAAUGCAUUGUUCUCUCGUCGACGGCGGAGCAGCGAUGGAGAACAACACCAAAGCCAACGAUUCACCUCUCGUCUCUCUAACUCUUUGAAUCAGCUGUAUCAAGACUUGUCUGAGGCCUCAGGUGGGCAGGCGAUCGAGGUUACCAAGGCAACACUGCCUCAAGCCACCAGCAUCAUUGUGGAUACCUCCAGUUCAGCACUGGUAACUCUUCUCCAGGCUGUCAGGAAUCCAGCAAAGGCGGAGAACUUCUCUGUCCUAGUGGACACAUCUGUGAAAAACCUUACUGUCUAUAUUACAGGCAAUUCCCCAUCUUUCACCAUCAUAAGCCCCUCAGGAAUAUCCCAGGAUGAUACAGAGUCAAAUGGAGGUUUGGGGGAGAUACAGACAGUGGGGAAUUUCUAUCGAGUGCAACUGAACAGCCAGAAUCAAACAGGGCUUUGGCAAAUCAGUAUUGACUCAGCACAGCCCUUCACCAUUAAAGUCACAGGUCAGAGUGUGAUUGAUGUUCAGUUUAACUUUGUGGAGAUUAUUGAAGAACCUGCCCCAGCAUAUGCAGUUUUGGACAGUCGGCCUAAAGCAGAUGGAAAUGCUACCCUGCUGGUGACAGUGACUGGGGGAGAGUCUGUGAAGCUGACAGAGGUGGCCCUGGUUGAGGCAUCAGGUUCUGGGGUUGUUAAUGGCACCUUGCAAGAUGUGGGAGGUGGGGACUAUCUUGUAACGGUGACCUCGGUUCCAGCUGAGAAGUUUGUUGUUCGUGUGAGAGGAGAGAGCACUUUGUCCAGAUCAACACCCAACAUCUUCCAAAGACAAUCUUCCACCCAGCUUAGUGCUUCUAACAUCUCCAUUACGACUCAGGUGAGUGACACAUGGGAACCUGGAACAACUCUGAGUGUGGGCUUCACUGUGUCCACCAGUGGCUCAGGAGGUAACUUGAUAAUCCGUGCUAGGAACGACCGUGAGUUUGUCACCACUCUCCCUGAGUCACUGACCCUUGACAGUGCGGGCAGCGCCAAUAGCACAGUCACCCUCACUGCUCCUUCAGACACUCCCUCUGGCACUGAUGUCACACUGACCAUUGAGGUCGACACUCCUGGAGCCUCCGACUCAAACUUCGCUGUGUUACGCCUUUCUGUUGUUGCUACGGUAACAGAUAUCACACCCCCUGUGUGUGAGAUUGUGAGCGUAAAUGCUAACUGCUCCAGCAACUGCAGCCUGUCAACAUGGGAGCUUUCUGCCAACCUAACGGAUGGAAACGGAACAGGCAUCCAGAGUUUGACAGUCCGGCAAGGCAACGGAAAUCUGACCACGACCAUUGUGGCUGAUGGAGGCAUUAAUGUGACCCUUGCGUCAUAUGUUGCCUCAUGCUGCUCGGAGGAUUUUGAACUGGUCGCUGUGGAUGAGGUGGACAAUGUUGGCACCUGUUUCAGAUCCAUCAGAACAACUAUAGCACCAAGUACCAGCACUCCAUCCCCCCUAUUUGCCUUUACAACGGCCCUAGAAGACUGGAUGUCUACCAUGAGGAUGCAGAGAUCACAGGAGAGAACUGUAGAAGGGCUUAAGGUCGAAAUACUUCAUGUGCUCAUUGACCCAGGAAAGUGCAGUUAUGGAGGAGCUUUUGAUAGAACAAGCCCCGCGGAGCCCACUGCAAUGUUAACAAGGAAAGUUUUGGCAUCAGACAGCCAACAGCAGCAAAAGCUGCUACCACAGAGCUAUGUGAGGACAUCAGGGGAGUAA